This is a messenger RNA of Diuraphis noxia (Russian wheat aphid), 830 nucleotides long. RefSeq names its product integrator complex subunit 6 (gene IntS6). The record is from RefSeq and is a predicted model, not a curated record. Gene Ontology annotation, cellular component: integrator complex. NCBI's taxonomy places the organism in Eukaryota, Metazoa, Arthropoda, Insecta, Hemiptera, Aphididae. Gene Ontology annotation, biological process: snRNA 3'-end processing.
UCUUCCAUUUUUAAAAGUCUAUGCCGUGGUAUGCCCUAUGGUCGCAAAUCACUUAAUUAUAAAUCGUCAGUUCACUCAAUUGGUCAGUUCGAACUUAGAAGUUAGAACAUCGUCUGGUCGUCGAAUCGUCGAUUUAUGAUUUAUCCCUCCCACCACCCCACAGACGCAAGCACAAAAAACUACACACCCCUCAAUCAGCAAACGCCGCAAUAGGCAAUACCAUACGCAGUACGCACCAAUUUUGUUGAUUUCCCGCAGCRGUGGUCGAACGGGUUACUCGCCGCCGGUACAGCGCGCUCUCGCGGAAUCGACAAGCCUCUCUCGGCGAGCUCAUUUACUAUGAUCAUUUUCGACAACGACGCAAUGUUACAAGUCGGCUGUUGAACGACGGUUGCGCGCGCUCCACUUGCAGUUUCUCAAUCGCACAGGCACCGAAUUCCUACAGACGACCGUCUAAAAUGGCCGUCGCUGUUCACUUUUGAUCUUGACCGCUCCGUACCACGUUUCGUGUCGAUAGCGAUAACGUCAUCUCCUAGUCGCAUUCGUCUGCCUCGCUUCUCGCUGUUUCGGUUUCAAAAUAUGCAUCACUCUGACCAUUUUUGAAUUCUUUUACACGACCCCGCCACUCCUGAGGCAUGACUAUCAUAGUAUUCCUCAUUGACACCUCGGCGUCCAUGUGCCAGCGGACUUACAUGGGUGGCCGGCCGACGCUCUUAGACAUCGCCAAAGGGGCCGUCGAGUCCUUUGUGAAGGUGAGACAGCGAUCUUCAGAGAGCCGAGGCGAUAGAUACAUGUUGUUAACGUUUGAAGAACCGCCAGCCAACAUCAAG